AUGACCGCCAUUCGUGUCGACUACGUGAAGAAGGUAGUGGCCGCGUCGUACGAUUAUACAUCGAAUAACGACGAUAACUGCACGGCAAAGAACUUGACCGACCCACACUACAUUCUUGGCUUGACAGUAACCUCUGAGGCAUCUCAAUGGCUGCUUUAUUUUGGAGUGGUUUCCAUGGCGUUGUCGCUGUUCUCUGGUACGUUUCUCGGAUCGUACAGCGAGCGAGGCGGGGGUAGAAAGCUACCACUACUUGUACCGAUAGUCGGGUAUACGUUUUAUAUGUUUUUAAAUUUAGUCUUCAUGUAUCUUGAACUGUCGCUUGCAUAUUUCUUUAUAGCAGAAAUAGUGCUGGGGUUGACUGGGAAUAUGUACACGGCAUUGGCUAUUAGUUUUGCGUACAUUGCUGACGUGACGCCUCCGAAGAGACGAACCUACCGUCUUGUCAUUCUUGAAAGCUGUGUUUUUAUCGGAGCAAGUAUUUCGCAGCUCAGCACAGGUUACUGGAUCCAAUCCAGCGGUCUAAUCCCGCCUGUCUGGAUGGGUUACAGCCUGAUGAUUUUUAGCGUUUUCUACAUCAUUAUCUGGGUGCAAGAUACGUCAUCUACGCAGAGCGACACAUCCUGGAGUUUGAAGAAACAGUGUUUGGAUGUGAUGCAUUUAUUUACACGUAGUUCGAAAGAUGCAUGCCUUCAGCUCUCUGUUCUCUCAGUAGUCGUGUUCAUGUCGUUCUUGGUAAUUGGUUCUGCCAUGAGCAUCUCUAUGUUGUAUCUUCUCAGUACACCGUUCUGUUUCAAUUCUAUCUAUAUAGGUUACUAUCAAUCCAUAUUAUUCGUCUCCAAUGCAAUUGGUUUGAUAUGUUUUGGAAAGCUACUAUCUUACUGCCUCGGAGAUCUUGGUAUGGCCAUAGCAGGUUUGUCGUCUCAUCUGUUUGGCAUGGUAUUAUUGGCGUUCGCACACAAUAAAGCAAUGGUGUUUGUUUGUGUUUUAUUUACUAUCCUAGGGUGUACGCAAGCUAUUGGCAUCUGCAUUUCCCCAGUCGUAUAUAACAACAUAUAUUCUGCCACAGUCGAUACUCAGUCAAAUGCAGUGUUUUUUGCGUUCGCUAUUGCCUUACUCCUUGGUAUAUUAGUUGUCAGUACCAUUCAAGUUCUACAUUGUCGAAGGCCUUCAAGUGCAAUUCCAUUGAAACAUUUAGAAGACAAGAGUGAUGAUAAUGAUGACUAUGAGUAA
Molecule: messenger RNA, 1230 nt
Organism: Saccoglossus kowalevskii
Lineage: Eukaryota; Metazoa; Hemichordata; Enteropneusta; Harrimaniidae
Product: proton-coupled folate transporter-like
Biological process (GO): transmembrane transport
Cellular component (GO): plasma membrane
Molecular function (GO): transmembrane transporter activity
Source: RefSeq, a predicted model, not a curated record